CAAACUGGCCCGGCCAUUGGGUAGUUCUUAUUGUCCAACCCUGCUUAACUGCUUAUAAUCAUACAUUGCCAGUCUAGAUAUCCAACCCCCUAUCAUAUACUGUGAACUUGAUUAACCAGUUUAUAUGUUUUGAAAGCAGUUGAAGCUACAGAGUACAGAGUGCAAACUAGUUUAAAAACACAGCUCCGUUAGUACCUGCAUCUAUCUGUGCUAGUGUAAUCCUCGUUUGUGGGACACACUGACUUUAAGGGACACACAACUGCUAAUUUCUCUCAGGGGAUCUUAAAAGAGAUGGAGUUCCCAUUGACAAGCAUUAUACGACUGACAGACCGCAACGGUUGGAGUUAAAAAUCAUCAUUUGUGUUCUACUGAAGAAACAAAAUCACCUACAUCUUGGAUGCCCUGGGGAUCACAAAAUGUCAAGCCUAAAUUUCAAAGGAUAUUCACUGCUUCAUCUGGUUACUAUAUUGGCAUUUGCAGGUCUCAUCUCUGUGUCUAACCUCUAUUACUGGUUCUCAGCUCCAAACUACUGUGCAGCUCCACUGCCCAAUCCGAAACGAUACUUGGACAACUAUAUUGGCAAGAACGGCAGCUUCUCAGAAGAUAAACCUAUUCUUCUACUAUGGUUCUGGCCUGAAAAUUUCAGGUUUGAUCUGAGUGAUUGCAAACCAGUUUAUAAUAUCAAUGCUUGCCAUUUGACGGAAAAAAGAUCCCUCUACAGCAAUGCAGAUGCUGUCCUCAUUUAUCACAAAUCCAUCAGUUGGGACCUGUCCAAUCUUCCUCCAUCUCCUCGUCCUCCGUUCCAGAGUUGGAUAUGGUUUCAUUUAGAAUCCCCAACCAACACACGAAAAAUACCAGGUCUGGAAAACUUGUUCAAUCUCACUCUCAGCUACAGACGUGAUGCUGACAUUACUGUACGGUUGAACUUGAGCGCCAGGAAAAAAACAAAUGAGAAUUUUGUAAUUCCCAAAAAGGACAAACUGGUGUGUUGGAUUGUGAGUAACAAUGCUGCCUCAACGGGCGUCGGCACAAGGAAACAGUUUUACCAAGAAUUCAGCAAACACAUCGAAGUGCAUAUGUUCGGGAGGGCGUAUUCAUCAUUUCUGGAUUAUAACGACUACUAUCCUACCUUGGCGAGCUGCAAGUUUUACCUUUCCUUUGAGAACUCCAUCCACAAGGACUACAUCACGGAGAAGAUCAAUGGGCCGCUUUCUGUAGGUACCGUCCCUGUGGUUUUGGGUUCUCCGAGAAAAAACUAUGAAAAAUUUGUUCCCGGCGAUGCCUUCAUUCAUGUGAAUGACUUCCCAGAUGCAAAGUCACUGGCAGAAUAUCUGCUUCAGCUGGACAAGGACGACGAAGCAUAUGGCAGGUUCUUUACCUGGAGGAAACCUUUCACUCCAACUCCUCAUUUCAUACAAACCCAAGAGUUUGUUCUGCCUAUUUGCACUGCCUGUGACUAUAUAGCAAGACAGAGAGAAUAUAGAGAAUUUCAUGAUCUCUAUGAGUGGUAUUUCAAUUGAUAUCACAUCAGAUUUUGUUACAAACAGGGAUAUUUCAUAGAGGGGUUUUGAUAAUCAUUGCUAAUGGAUGUUAAAUUACAUUACUGUUACAAGGACAUGCCUCCACGCUAUAAAGCACAUUUAUUUGAAUCUUUUGUUUGUCAGCAGGUUUGCAUUAAUUCAAAUGUCUACAACAUUUUUAUGUUAAUGUAAUUUCAACAUUUACAAAUUCAUGUUUAAAAUCAAUUGGUGUACUCAUUAACAUGAGUUAACGCACUUAGAACAAAUAAGAAAAAACAACGAACAGCCAUGUUAUUAACUAACAUUUGUAAAGAUGAAAAAUAAAUACUUUAUCAAAUGUA
Messenger RNA from Ctenopharyngodon idella (grass carp), 1861 nucleotides. RefSeq names its product 4-galactosyl-N-acetylglucosaminide 3-alpha-L-fucosyltransferase 9-like. Gene Ontology annotation, molecular function: alpha-(1->3)-fucosyltransferase activity. The transcript is spliced from 3 exons. The record is from RefSeq and is a predicted model, not a curated record. The coding region runs from base 417 to 1520 and encodes 367 amino acids. Lineage: Eukaryota; Metazoa; Chordata; Actinopteri; Cypriniformes; Xenocyprididae. Gene Ontology annotation, cellular component: membrane.